GCCACAGCUUAUUCUGAGGUUUCCAAUGGCAGCGACACGGGAUUCCGGGCCGGGGCUCUGCUGUAAGCCCGGCGGGCGGCUGGACAUGAGCCACGGCUUCGUGCACCAUAUCCGACGGAACCAGCUCGCCCGGGACGACUACGACAAGAAGGUGAAGCAAGCGGCUAAGGAGAAAGUGAGGAGGCGGCACACACCCGCGCCGACGCGGCCCCGCAAGCCCGACCUGCAGGUGUACCUACCGCGACACCGAGAUGGCUCUACCCACCCAAGCAACCCAGACUGUGAGGAGUCCGGUGAAAGCAGCUGUAGUGGCGGCUCCGAGCCAGAGCCUUCUGGCCAUCAGCUCUUCUGCUUAGAAUAUGAGACAGACAGCGGAGAGGUCACAUCAGUUAUCGUGUAUCAGGAUGAUGAUCCAGGAAGGGUGAGUGAGGAGGUAUCUGCACACACACCUCUGGAUCCACCCAUGCGAGAAGCCCUCAAGUUGCGCAUCCGAGAGGAGAUUGCAAAACGCCAGCGCAGACACUGACCAGACUGAAGGCAUUCUCUCCAGGCUGAAUUCACUGCCCAGAGAGCUCAACCUCUAGUUUGGGGGUGCCAGGGCCAAUUUGGAUUGAUCUUGAGACCCUCCCUGCAAGCUGCCACAUCCACAGAAAAUAGGUGUUGCAGGGACUAUGCCUGGCCACCUCCUGUGUACCUAGUCUUGUAUGUUGGCCCAUUUGACCAGCCUAAUAACCUGGAAUUUUUUGAGAAUUUUGUUUGGCACUUUGGGGUUCUGGAAGCAGAAACUCCAGAGAAAGCCAACAUAUACAAAGCCUAUGCCAACUUGCUGGUUUUUCACUGACGUCUUAUGCCAUGGGACACCGGGCAUAUUUUUUUUUUUACAUUUCUACUUCCUUUCUUGCUUCUCACUUCCAUCCAUGUUUUCCUAGAUCUUUUUCACAGCUGUUUCUGUGUACUUUUCUUUCCCUCAUUUUUCUGUUUCAGAAUCUAUCCAUUCUAUACUACUCUCUUACCUCCUAAUAUGACUGCACCUCCAUCUGCUCAGGACUUUGGCGGUGGGAGCUUCUGGCAGUAUACCUUUCUCACAAAUUCUCCCAGUAAUUCUGGUACCAAUAAAGUGGGAAUUCUUCAUUUUUUUUUUUUUUUAAGAGAUCUUCAUUUUUGAGGCCUACUUCCAAGCUUGUAUCUCCCUCCCCUUCUAUAGUUUCUGCAAGUUUCUCUCAUGCUUUGCACUAAGGAGACCUAGGAAGAUCAUGAAACUAAACUGUAAGAAUUUCUUGCAGCUAAACCUGCCAUUGUUAGGGCUCAGAAUUCUAGCUUUUGACUUUAUCCCUAGAUGUGAACAGACCAGCCUCUGCUCAGGCUAAUGGGGAAUUAUCAAAAUAAGAUUGAAACUAGUGCUCCAAAUGUGAUUUAUCUCAAAUGUACAUACAAAAGGAAAUUCUGUUAGCAAUAAUUGCCUAUUUGGAGCCCUAGUUGCAAAAAAAAAAAAGUUUGAACAACACCCUAAAGGAAGUGAUGAAAUUAGCCUCUCUCAUUUGCUCCUCCCAUGCCCCAUGCUUUCUCCUUUCCUGCCUCCCAAGAGUAUGUAAAACAGAUCCUUCAACUAAAGAUCUCAAGCAAGAUCUUUGCUUUUACCUAAAUGAAUGUCCUAAUGCAGGAUUGGGCUAAGUCCAUGUGAAAAGUCCACGUGACUUCCUGAAAUUCCAAACCACUUCACUUUUCCAGCAAAUGGGCCUAACCACAAGGACUUGUAUCUAUGGGAUUUAAGUGAUCCUGUGAGCACUGUAACUUCUUGAAACCAAAGUCCCCUGCCCUAGCAGUUUCUCCAUCCCAAGGUCUCAAGAUCAGUCUGAUUGAACCAUCUCAGUAGCUUUAUUGUGCCCUACACCCCUGAAAAAUCUACCAUCCUAGAAAUGGAGCAAGUAAGCUACUUAAACCACAUCAUGAAAAUGCAGCAAGCCAUAACUUGCAGUGCCACAAGAAUGCCAGGAGUGAGGUAGAUAAGGGCCUGAUUGUGAAAGCAGCCAGGGACCAGAGUGCUCCUGACCCACAAGGCUGGCCUGGGGCUAAAUGUCUUUAACUUGCCAGUCCUCGGCUUAGUUCUACUUUCAAAGCAGAAAAUCUGCCCUCUACGUAUUCAGCUGCCCUAGAAGUGCCUUUUGACUCACAAUGUUAACUACCCUGCUGAGCCUCCUGGGUCAAGGAGGCGGUGCCAUACUCCAUUCCCAAUCAGAGGACCAGUCAUUUUAGUCUUCCAGCUCUUCAACUGAUCUUCUAACUUGAACAUAGGAUUUUACUGGAACUCUUAGUUUUGCUAAUCUGGAAAUACUUCUUGGGUCUGACUUCUCACAGCUGGCUGGCCUUUUUCCUGUAUUUAUUACAGAAUUUAGAAAGGAUCAGGAGAGGAGAUCAGGGCACAGCACCUGAAAUCUUAGCCUCAUUCCUGUUUUGUGAGAGGGAAGACAUCUGUACUUAUUGUGUCCUUGUAUGUGUUUGUUAUAUAAUCCUCACACUCAGGUAAGAGACUGAUGGGAACUCCUUGCUUGUAAACUCCUCCUUAGGGCACUUUGCUUAGCAAGUGCGUAUAAGGUAUCUUUCACCCAAGAAAGCAUUCUAAUUUUUAGCUAAUUUAUACAAUAUGAUUAUGUAAAGCACUAAGUCUGGUACUUAAAUGAAAGGUUGUCCUUUAAUGUAGGCCUACUAGUGGUGAGACCAGGUGUGCCUAAAAUGCUUCCCUGGUGAUUACCUUCAGCCAUUUGACAGUCAGUGCUCAGGCUCAUUGCUUUUUGCUACCCCUCAUCUGGAGUCCAAGAUGGUACUAUCAUUGUAUUCACCAGACUUGCCUCCAGACAUCUUAAAGUUGCUUUCAAAUAAUGGUGCUUUGCCUUCAAGGAGCAUGUCCAGAGCAUUUCCCACAGGCUCUAGAGAUGUCCCAAAGAAGACUUGUCCCAUGCUGUUUGGUGCAGUGGCAACAGUGUUGGACUUGCUGGAGCUUUCCAGCAGCUACUUCAGAAUCAACACUCACUUAACCAGACAUGAUCAUGACUGUUUGAAAAUGUCUGGUACCCUGAUAGGCAUAUCUGAUGCCCACCUAAAAUAAAGCGUUCUUCACUUACUGAGGAUAAGGCUUGGGAUUUAAGGUUUUGUAUUUCCAGCUCCAUGAUGGGUGAUGUUAAAUAUAGAAGGAUGCUGAGGUUUGCAGGGGCUUUGAGCUAUGCAAGAGUAAAUACUAAAGCUUGAGUUGCAGCCAACUGGCACGCAUGGAAGUCUUUGAAGAAUAUAAUUCAAGAAGUGAAAAGAAGAAUGUAAAACCUGUGCUGAAUGAGAGCAGGAGUCUGUGAAACCUGGCCAACCAAUAGGACCAACAGGGAAAAUAAGAAAUGCUUCUCUUUGUAGACAAGCCUCUGAAAGGGACAUUCCAUCUCCAUGGUCCACUCUGAGGGCACUGCCAACUAGAGAUUAGUCCAUAGGACUGGAAGAAACGUUGGCUACACAGCAAAGUAUCCAUUCUGCAUUUGGUGCAGGAUCUGUGGAAGGUGGGGUAGUGGAUCCCCAGCAGGUUCACAAAUGCAAAUGAAGCCAUUGCAUAUAGAAAGAUAGGAAUAAGGACAAAUUAUUUUGCUACCUCUGAGCCUUCUUUGGGAGUAUCACCAUGGAAUGUUCACAAUUAUUUGAAACAUUUUAAGCUCGCUUGAUGAAUUCCUGCCCUGUCCCUGAGGAAACAGAUGACCAAGAAGCCUUAGACACCCACCCAAUUUCCCCACUAGUUGGAGUGAUAUUAGAAGUGAAAACUUUGAAGUGAAUGGCUCCACUGCCUUCUCAGUCACCAGAAUAAGAGACUGGUUGUAUUGUUUAUAUUGUGAUACUAAGUGUAUAAAAAGCCAUACAUGUUUCUGUUUUCUCAUUUCCAAUGUUUCUGCUAUGUGGAUGAAUAAAUCGAAGUGUGCAAAUUAUUUGAAAAUCCUCUGAGAAGAUACUUUUCAAAUACAGUGUUCUUUU
Molecule: messenger RNA, 4002 nt
Organism: Talpa occidentalis (Iberian mole)
Lineage: Eukaryota; Metazoa; Chordata; Mammalia; Eulipotyphla; Talpidae
Product: UPF0561 protein C2orf68 homolog
Exons: 5
Coding region: 26-526 (166 amino acids)
Source: RefSeq, a predicted model, not a curated record